UUGUUAAAGACGUACAGUGGACAUGGUUAUGAAGUACUUGAUGCUGUAGGAUCCAGUGAUAACAGUCGACUGGCUAGCUGUGGAGCAGACAAGACUGUAGUACAAUGGGACGUGGCUACAGGACAGAUUCUAAGACGCUUUAGAGGUCAUACUGCUGUAAGUUCUUAUGCGGUACAAGUCGUUUCGAUACAAGUGGAAUCAGCCGGCUUCACCCCCUUUCGAGUUCGCCCGGUUCGAGUUCGCCCCCUAUUAAAGUUCUAUCGAGGGAUACUAGAUAUGAAAACGCACAAAUUUCUCAGCAUUCGAGUUCGAGUUCGCACGGGGUGUAAAUAGUUCCACCUACUUGGCUAAGAACGACGAAUAUUCACCCAAAACAUUUUUCUUGUUCACGCGCAAACUAUACUUGAAUUGAAGGAAAUUUUUGCGCAAUUAUUUUUCUGCUUGAGUUUGUAUCGAAACGACUUUGUAUAGAAACAACCGGUUUCCUUUUGUGCACGCCCGACCCCCCUCACAGUCCUCCAGGGAAUAGUAACAAUAUUUACAACAGUAUCUUCGUGAUAAAUUAACAAAAGAUCAUCACAGUUGAAGGCGUGACUUAAGCUCAUGUAGUUGCUGAAAGAAAGCCUAAAAAAAUCAGGCUCCCCUGGAUUUUAAUCCUGGCCUCUGUGAUACUGGUACAGCUCUCUUAACAAUAUUAACGAUAUUAACUAAUAAUAUUGUUAGCAAGCCAGCUGAGAGCUGCAGGUAAUAAAAUUUGUUCGUAAUAUACCCAGGAAAGAUGAAGAGAUAAAUAUGUCAAUUUUAUGUAUUUGAACUGCAGAAUGAAGAAGUAAUAAUAAGUUCAUCACAGUUGAAGAUGCAAUUCAAACAAUCAUAAUAAUUACUAUUUUAAGCAUUAUUUUUUGUGAUGCUGUGCCCACUCUUCAGAUAAAACUUAAUAAUUUAGUGCCUUUAGGAUAAGUUUGUGAGAGAUGCACAUCUGUUGUUAUCUUCUCAACUGUUAUUUGUUGCAUUGCAGCGAGUCAACUGCGUUAAGUUCAAUCAGCCAGAUAGCACAGUAAUUAUCUCAGGUUCAUAUGAUGCCACAAUACGCUGUUGGGACUGUAGAUCUCGCAGUGCUGAACCCAUACAGAUUAUUGAUGAUGCCAAAGAUAGUGUUUCCUCACUGAUGGUAUCACAACAUGAAAUUUUGUCAGGGUAAGAAAGUAAGUUAACAUUAAAAAAGCUUCUUGCCUGUCCUUGCUUAAGUAAAAAUAAUACUAAUUAGUGUUACAAAAGACCUCAUUUCUAGGAAACAAUAAUGUGCAAUUAAUUACCAGUAGUAUAACUAAUAUUGCAGUUAUAUGGUUCUGUCAUACAACUGUACCAGUACGCUGUGUAUUUACCUGAUUGGUUCAUCAUGAUGCAAUUACAUGUGUCAGAAGUAUUUCUGCUCUUCUUAUAUGUAGUGGUUUUUUAGACUAACAGCAAUAUCUGUUAGUGGUGUUAAGCUCAUUCCACUGCUAUACAUGUAAAGCAUUUUCACUCACGUGGCCAGCAUCUAUGCAAAUCUAUUGGAACAAAAGAAAGCAUUUUCAUCAGAAAAGAGUAUAACUCCCUAAGGAUUUGUUUGGAACACCAACAUAGUCAUAGUUUCAUUGUUUUGGAACACCAAUAUGGCCGCUGUGACAUUAUGUGAAAAUGCUCUUUAAAUGUAAUUUACUUUGUUAAUGAGUCAUAUGGCAGCUCUUUUAGUGGCUGCAAGAAAUUCUUCUAAAACAGGCUAAAUUAGUGUGGUAUAAAUUUCAUAGAUAAUAUAAAUAUUACAUGUAUUUUUGUGACUUGGGAUUUGAAGAGAAUCAAAGGCCAAAACUUGUUUGAAUUUUGUAGUUAUUUUUUUCUCAUUGUCUAUCACUGUUUUUAAUUUGGUCUUAAGAUCCAUCGAUGGUAAAGUUCGCAACUAUGAUAUCCGCAUGGGUCAGUUGCAUGUAGACUGUAUUGGCCACCCAGUAACUAGUGUGAGUUUUACCAGGGAUGGCCAGUGUGUGUUAGCAUCCACUCUUGAUGAUACCAUCCGUCUGAUGGACAAAGACACAGGAGAGUUACUAAAUGAGUAAGUAACCAAGUUUUAUGUUCACAAAAUAUACUACUGUACAUAGAUGUACAUUUACCAUUUACAUGUAAGAGUAGUUUUUGAUUCCCAUCGCAGCAAAAAUGAUGCAUUAAUUAAAUUAAAAAAAAAAAAAAGUUUAUGGAAGGAACCGGGGGCCCCAUGGGAAGGUCCGCCAGCCGGGCCUCCUUCCCCAUUCUUUGGCCAAAGCCCCCGAAUUUUUUCCCAAGCCAUGCCCCCCUUCGUAUUUCGAAAAACCACACGCCUAAACCCCAUCCACACACCAAACCCGAUUGCCGCCUUCUCCUUGAAAAAAAAAAUAAUUAAAUUAAAAAAAAAAAAAAGUUUAUGGAAGGAGACAGUGGGCCCAGUGGAAGGUGCAGCAGACUGGCAUUCUAUCACAGUCCUUUGUCUAAGUCCCCUGAUUUUUUUCCCAGGCAUGGUCACCUGUGUCAUAUUAGUUAAUUCUGUUUCAAUUUUUACUAAGUGGCAUGCCUUUAAACUAGCUACUGUAGCUUUGUUCAUUGCCCUAGCCUACGAAUAAAGUAUUUACCAUUUUACCAAAGCCCCUAGCACCUUUUUUUGUUGCAUACAUAACUACAUAACUAUUAUAAUCUUCAUGUGUUCUCCUGCUGUUCAAUUAUGCUGUAUAUUCAAUUUCAUAUCUUCACUUUCAUAUAAAAGCCAAAAAAUAUAUAUUCGAAUAAUGAUAAUUACAUGUAAGUAAGUAAGGAUUGAUAUAUAUGUAAUAAACAAGGAAAGCUUACAGCUGCAGAGGUAACAAAAACAACAAGAACAUCUUUUAUUUAAACAUGGUGGGUUUUAAAGCUAACAUAGCUUGUGGGGCUGUGUAAAAAAUGUUAAAAGGAUAAUGAAAAUUGAAAAAACGAUAAAAAAACACACCAGUGUCAAUGUAUUAUUAAAAAUAUGAAUGUGGUCAGUAAAAGGCCAAAGAAUUUACGUACAAUAAGAGAUAUGAAUAGAAUUAUCAAUAACAGACGAAAUCACCGUCAAUUUGGGGACCAAUUUGCAGUGACUCUUCAUUAACGUUCAAGUUUCUGAAGGUAGGAGAUUUUUUUGCCCUUUUAGCAUAAUCGCUGGCACUAAAACGGCCAAGGGAACAAUUUGUCCCCUUCAAAAUUUAGGGAAAAAACUCGAAAGGUAGCACACAUGAUCGAAGAGAUUUAGUUCAGUACAGACAUUGCAAGCUAAAACAAAAAGUGGAAAAUAUAUUUCAUCGCAUGUUUAAAGUUCAUUCUAAAGUCACCUUUCAGUCACGCUCUACUGAACACAUACGUCUCAUGCUCUAACCAAGCGUGGUGAACGCACCUGGCAGUCUUUAACAUGUCAAAUCGAAAACAUGUUCGAACAUUAGAACACUUUUUCGCUCCAAAUCAAAGCCAGAGUGAAUCAGAGAAAAAUGAUACAGAAGAAGAACAGUGUAUUAAUCAGGAAGAAAUGGAUGAGGAUCGAAGGAAACCGAAAAAAUCACGAACUUUCCAGAAAACUUGGUUGCGAGAUCACACAUAGUUGUGCUAUGAAAAGGAGGCGUACGUCUACCAGUAAUUAAGAAAGGAAUUGAAGUUUACAAGGGGAUGCCGGGAUGAGAUUCUGCUGUGAAAUGUUUUGAAGUAUAAAGCAUAGUCAUUGAUCCUCUGUUUAAAUGUGACCAGAAAAAAAGUCUCAACACCAAAAACUUAACUUUUCUUGUUUGUAUCACUUUUCUUGUAUUACAAGGAUCAGGUAAAAAAAAAAAGGUGUUUGUUGGCUUGCCUGUAUAGCCACACAUAUAGCCACAGCGUAAAAAAAAUGUUGAAUAACAAUUAAUUUGUCUGUCCCCCUAAAAAUAAAAAUGUUCCCCAAAAUUUUAGACAAGGGGACACAUUGUCCCCCAGUGAUCAAAUCCUAGCUCAAACCCUGACUAACCAGUGUUGUUACAGGUACAGUCAUGUAACCUUUGUCGUGGGUAUUUUUCGAUCAGUGCUAGUACAUUUUAGGAUAGGAGAGGUGACUUAAAUUUAUUUUGUUUCAGAUUCACAGGUCAUAAAAACAGAGACUACAAAGUGGACAGUUGUUUGAGCAGCAGUGAUGUGCAGGUGGUGAGUGGCUCUGAGGAUGGCAGGAUUUGCUUCUGGGAUCUGGUAGAGGGAAAGAUAGUACACACACUGGAGAAGGCACAUCAGUCUGUUGUGUACUCUAUAUCUUAUCACCCAACUGAGAUUGCUCUUUUAUCUGCAUCUUCUGAUGGCAAAGUUAAAGUCUGGCAUGACUCAAGUUGGGAGCCUGGAUGA
Messenger RNA from Porites evermanni, 4380 nucleotides. NCBI's taxonomy places the organism in Eukaryota, Metazoa, Cnidaria, Anthozoa, Scleractinia, Poritidae. The record is from the annotation of a GenBank genome assembly.